Anoplopoma fimbria (sablefish) is the source of this 1265-nucleotide messenger RNA. RefSeq names its product mitochondrial pyruvate carrier 1 (gene mpc1). NCBI's taxonomy places the organism in Eukaryota, Metazoa, Chordata, Actinopteri, Perciformes, Anoplopomatidae. Gene Ontology annotation, biological process: pyruvate import into mitochondria. Gene Ontology annotation, cellular component: mitochondrial inner membrane. The transcript has 4 exons. The coding region runs from base 108 to 440 and encodes 110 amino acids. The record is from RefSeq and is a predicted model, not a curated record.
UGGUCGUAAAUGAGACCAGUCGUCCUCUGAGCUGAGUUUUUAGUCGCCCUUCAACAGAAAGAGUGUGCUUUUCUUUGCAAUAACAGACACCAGCCCGACGUUAAACCAUGGCAGGGACAAUUGCACGGAAAGCUAUUGAUCACCUGAAGAGCAAAGACUUCAGGGAUUAUUUGACAAGGUAUCAUUUCUGGGGUCCUAUAGCAAACUGGGGUCUUCCCAUAGCCGCCAUCGCAGAUAUGAAGAAGAGCCCUGAGAUUAUCAGUGGCAGGAUGACCUUCGCUCUGUCCUGCUAUUCACUGCUCUUCAUGAGGUUCGCCUACAAGGUACAGCCACGCAACUGGCUACUGUUCGCUUGCCAUUUGACAAAUGAGACGGCACAGCUGAUUCAGGGAAGUCGUCUCAUGAAAUACAACAUGGAGAAGAAGAAGGCGGGAUCUUAGUGGCGCAGAUGCACAACGUUCACUUCAGAGUGGCACCCUGCUGCUUCAACAGCAACGUAAACCUGGACAUCAAAACUAACACAACCAAACAUCUUAUCUAAUAAUUUAAACUGUGGCACUUGCAGAAUUUUUAACCUAAUGUUACCCUGAUUGAUCACCGUCAUGAAUUUUUAGUCACUUUUACUACACAGACAUAAAAAGGCAGAAGCUUUUCCUCCAAUAAUUUAGGUCAACCGCUGUGUUUUUGUGGGGGAUUUUUGCAACAGUCAAUUUGAACGCACAUUGACACACAAAAAUAAGCUGUGGGUGAAUGUACACUUAGCUAACUAGCCUGACAGUCAGCUUGCUUGCACACUGGCUGUUGCACAUUUAUAAACUAGGCUAAAACAAUCCUUAGUCAUCAAUCAUCUCGUUUUAGGUCAUCAGCGUAAUUCUUUGUAAUUCUUUCUUUCCGGCUUAUUUCAAAGUGAAUUUAGCCUGAAGUCAGUUUGUGCAAAUGUUUCCACACCAUAGCAGAUUAUCACUUGCUAAGCAUUGCCUUUCAUCUGUUCACCUUUACUUAUAAAGGGAGGACUAUUGUGCCCUGGAUCGAAAUGUUGUACUGUACAAUGAAAACGGUGUGUCUAAAGGAUCAAUUUUGGCCUGGUUUUAUUAAGGUAUAAUAAACAAGACAAGCUGCUUCUGUCAGUGCUGACCAAACAUGUACUGUGUGUUGUUAUCAUAUGUAGUUCACAUUAAUUUAUUGCCAUUGUGUAAUUCACAUUAUUUUUCCCUGAAUAAUGAUUUGAUUAUCUGGGUUUGUUCAAAUAAACUGGCGAUAACAAA